AUGCCGGUCACAAGAUCACAGAAGGGCAAGGCUGACGCAGAGCCGCCAGUCGCCGCUGAACAAGCCUUACCUACGUCCGUCUCCGAAACCAACCGGGAGGAACUGAUCCAGUUUGAACCUCCAGAAAAUAGAAAAGCACCGAGGUCAUCGCGGGCAUCCUCCGUAAAAUCCGACCGCGCCCGUCGAUUGGCCAAGGCUCAAGAAGAGGUAGCUCGCCUGGAAUUAAAAUUAGCCCGCGCCCGUCUCUCCGCCAUCCAGGCCGAAGAAUCGGAAGAGGAAGACAACGACUCCGUCGCCUCAGAAAUGCACGAGUCUCGCGUUGAGACUUGGCUUGAGGCUCAAGCCGACGUUCCGUUAUUGGAAGAGGUACCCAAAACCCUUCCACCUACCGACCCCGUGAAGAAGGAACGUCACCGACAAGCUCAACCACCGCUACUUCGUGAGGUUAAACAAGAACCUACCGCUCCGCCAGCACCCCAGACGACCGUCACCGCCACCGCACCGCCGACAUCCGUCGAUUUGACCGCGUUAGCAUCCGCUAUCGCGACCGCAGCACGCGCCGGCCAUCAUCCGCGAUAUUUAGCGGAACUUCCGAAUUUUUACGGCGCACACUACGAUUGGCUCGCAUUUAAAUCGGCGUACACAGAAACUGCGAGUCAUUUCACCGAAACCGAAAAUAUCGCCAGACUUCGACGGUCAUUGAAAGGAAAGGCUAAAGAAGCAGCCAGCUGUUUAUUGAUAGCGAACGCGAAGGCCGACGAAAUAAUGAGAACGCUGGAAAUGAGAUUCGGACGAGCUGACUCGAUUGCUUUGUCCGAAAUCGAGAACCUACGAAGCCUAUCCAAGGUCACCGACUCACCGAGGGAAAUCUGUAUCUUCGCCAGCAAAGUGCAAAACAGCGUCGCUACACUCCGCGCACUUGACCGGACACAGUACCUGUAUAAUCCAGAGAUUGUCAAGUGCAUCAUCGAAAAACUUACCUCCGUUCUCCGUUACCGCUGGUUCGACUUCGUCGCCGAAGACAGCAAGGAUGAACCAGACCUAGUGAAGUUCAGCCGAUUUAUUCAGCAGGAAGCUGAGAGAUGUGGCAAAUUCGCGCCACCCGAAUCCGUCUACAAUGAAGAAUCGUCGCACAGAAACAGAAGCCAGCGGACCUUCAAUAUCGAAGAGAAAAGAAAGGAAGCGAAGAAACCGAAAUGCCCGAUAUGCAAGAACGAGCAUUUCGUCACCGACUGCACGAAAUUGAAGGAAGCCGACAACAACAGCCGCUGGAAGUAUGCAAAGGACUUCAAACUUUGCUUCCGCUGUCUACGCUACAAAGCUGCAGAUCACAGCUGCAAAACGAAGUCGUGCAUGGUACGGGGCUGCCAGAAGACACACCAUCCGCUCCUACAUUAUGAUAAAGCACCGAAAGCCGAAAAGAAAACCGAAACCGUUGCCUCUACCAAAUCACGCACGAGACAGGGCCACGCAUACUUGAAAAUCAUCCCAGUUCGUGUCUCUGGCCCUAAAGGCUUCUACGACACUGCAGCUCUCCUCGACGACGGUUCUACGAUUACCCUUAUUGAUGCCGACGUUGCUGACCGCGUCGGCGCCUCCGGAGUCUCCGAUCCACUUCAGCUGGAAGGCGUAGCUGGAUUGAAGAUAAAUGCUAAUGGAUCACGCAGAGUGAGCAUCACGCUACAGGGCCAGACUAAGGGAUAUCCGAUAAAAGCCAGAACAGUCAAAGGACUUCACCUGGCACCACAAGCGGUGUCUGGAUUGGACCUCAAAGGAUGCCAUCAUCUCCGAGGAGUACAGAACUUCCUUCAGUAUGAAGAAAGAAAGCCGACAGUGUUAAUAGGCCAAGAUAAUUGGCAUCUUCUCGUCGCCCGGCAACUCCGAAGAGGACCGACACACCAGCCGGUAGCCUCACUGACCCCAUUGGGAUGGGUAUUGCAUGGGUCCUCAACAAGAAGUUUAGGAAGAAACGUGCACUACGUCUACAGAGCCGAAGAGAAGCUAAUAGACGAAGAAAUCCGAAGAUACUUUACCAUCGACUCGCUUGGCAUCCAACCCAAGUUACCGAAGAGUGAUCCAGAAGUUCGCGCACUGCAGGUCCUGGAAGCAAAUACAGUGAAGAAGAAGGAAGAUGUCUACGAAACUUCGCUAAUUUGGAAGAAAGAAGAUGUGGUUCUUCCAAAUAAUUUUAAAGGCGCGCUUAACCGACUCUACAGCAUCGAGAAGAAGCUAGACCGCGACACAUCGUUAAAGACCAGCUACGAAGAUCAAAUAAAUAAUUUGAUCAAGAAAGGAUACGCCGAAGAAGCAAAAGAACCUCCGACACCGGGCAAGACUUGGUACUUGCCACACUUCGCCGUUCUACACCCUAACAAACCGGGAAAAGUACGAGUGGUCCUGGACGCCGCAUUCCGCUUCGGGAAUACCUCACUGAACGAUAAUUUAUUGCCGGGGCCAGAUCUACUACAGUCACUACAGGGUGUAUUGAUGCGAUUUAGACAGCACAAAAUUGCAGUCGCCGCCGAUAUCGAAGAAAUGUUUCUCCGCAUAAGCAUCCGCAAAGAAGACCGAGACGCCUUACGCUUCCUGUGGCGUCAAGACCGGCGGGAGGGCCCACCUACCGAAUAUCGCAUGACAACAGUUGUCUUCGGGGCCACCUGCUCGCCAUGCAUAGCUUUAUACGUGAAGAAUUUGAACGCAGAAAGACAUCGUGAAAAAUACCCAGAAGCCGCAUCCGCAAUUGUUAAUAAUCAUUACAUGGACGAUUAUUUACAAAGUUUUCAAACCGUAGAAGAAGCACAGAAGAUCGCCAACGAAGUCGACCGCAUACAUAAAAAGGCAAAUUUUAAUCUGCGCAAGUGGACUUCGAACAACAGCAAAGCAAUACAGAACUUGGAAGAUUCCGCCAAGAUAGAAGAAAUCAAGUUCGACGACGGCGCAAAAGAAGAGAAGAUUUUAGGCCUAAUAUGGCGACCAGCAUCGGACUGCCUAGCCUUCAACUUAAAUUUCGCCCGGGUCCCAGCCGACAUCGUCAAUGGAAAACACAUCCUACAGGAAACGUGGCGCAUUGGGAUUGACUGGGACCAAGAAUUACCCGCAACGCUAGCCAGCACCUGGAAGACCUGGAUUGAAGACCUAAAACAGUUGAAAUCGAUCCAGAUCCCACGAUGUCAUCCGUACUUAAGUAGCGCAACCGAGCGCGAAAUUCAUACAUUCGUCGAUGCCAGUGAAAAGGCAUACGCGGCAGCGGUAUAUUGGCGAGUCAUCGACAGCAGCGGAAACAUCCACGUGUCGCUAAUUACCGCCAAGGCGAGGGUCGCACCGCUAAAAGUCACAUCGAUACCUCGUCUUGAACUCCAGGCAGCCGUCAUCGGAAGUCGACUAGCAAGUACGACUAUCAAAGAGUAUGAUAUUAAACCCGACCGACAGUACUUCUGGUCAGACUCGAAGACCGUACUCUCAUGGCUACGUGCUGGCCCCCGAUCGUUUAAGCCGUACGUCGCCCACAGAAUAGCCGAAAUCGAAGAAACGACUAAUGUCAGUCAAUGGCGAUGGGUUCCUACGUCACAGAAUGUAGCAGACGACGCUACACGCGAUUCACCGAAACAGUUUAAUAACGCUUCGCACAGAUGGUUCACCGGACCGCCAUUUCUACGAGGACCCCCUGAAAGUUGGCCGCAAGAAAAAUCUACGAGUAUAAUCGAAAACAAAACAGAAGAGCGAGUCAACUUAGUGAAGACUAACAAAGUUCGACUUUGCGAGUCGUUACCCGACGUCAACCGCUUCUCAUCGUGGCUACGACUAAUAAGGACUACCGCCUUAGUAUUGUUAUUCAUUCAGAAGCUGCGUGCAAGAAGAGUCUCCGUCAAUUAUAAACGUACAACGAAGAAUAAAGAAAAAGAUCCACAGUGGCCGUCUCCUGCCAGAAAAUCACACGCAAAGUUACACGCCGACGUGUCCGAGCAGAGUCGACUAGGCGUUAUAAUUGAAGUACCGUUUCUGCAGCAUGCCGAGUCGCUCUGGGUGCAAGCUGUGCAAGAAGAGAUGUUUCACGAAGAGAUUGAAGCACUCCGUAACGGCCAGCAUCUUCCGACGAACAGCAGACUAGAUCAUCGUACUAAAUUCACGUUCACCGACGGAAAAAUACGCGUUGCAUCGAGAAUAGCCGCUGCGAACGACAUAACGUUAGAACAAAGAGAACCGGCAGUUUUAGACGGCAAUCACCGAUAUACGAAGCUGUAUCUAGCGUGGAUAAAUGAACAAUUAGCACACGCGGGGAUCGAAACCACAGUUAAUGAAGCCCGCCAGCACUAUUACAUAGUGAGAUUACGUCCGAUUACUCGCACUAUCGUGAAACAGUGUCAGCAAUGCCGCCUAAGAAGAGCUAUACCGACCGAACCUCCGACUGGAAACCAUCCGAGGAGCCGACUUGCUCAUCAUCAACGGCCGUUUACAUUCACAGGGGUCGAUUAUUUCGGCCCACUCUCGAUAACCGUAGGCCGUCAUCACGAAAAGAGAUAUGUAGCUCUCUUUACAUGUCUCACUACGCGCGCCGUGCACUUAGAAUUGGCAGCUGACUUAACCGCAGACGCAGCAAUUAUGGCUCUGAGGCGUAUGAUCGCACGCCGCGGAGCGCCUACCGAAAUAUACUCCGACAACGGGACGAACUUUCACGGUGCCGACCGGGAGCUCCGUGAAGCCGUCAAGAACGAAGCUACGAAGCGAUCAAUCACUUGGCGGUAUAUACCACCAGGUGCACCGUUCAUGGGGGGUGCAUGGGAACGCCUUGUGCGCUCAGUGAAGAACGCCCUCUACCGUAUACUACACGAACAGCACCCGCGCGAAGACGUGUUGCGAACAUUACUAUGUGAAGCCGAGUACAUAGUUAACAACCGUCCGUUAACUCAUGUUUCUACGUCACCUGAAGACGAUGAAGCUCUUACCCCGAACCAUUUUUUGAUCGGUGGUUCAGGCCGAGUGCAGACACCGGGAACAUUUACCAAAUCCGACACCGUGAGCAAGCAACAGUGGCGCCGCGCUCAACUACUCGCAGAUAAGUUCUGGGCAAGAUGGUUACGUGAAUACUUACCAGAACUCCAACACCGGCGGGAGCCCCAUGGCCGGGGAGCUCCUUUGAAAGUAGACGACUUAGUAUUAGUCGUCGACCCCAACUUACCUCGCAAUACUUGGCCCCGAGGGAAAGUCAUCGCAACGUAUCCGGGACGAGACGGAAUCGUUCGCACCGCAGACAUCAUGACACAAGGAGGUGUCAUGCGCAGACCUACGAAAAGGCUCGUCAUCCUACCUACCGAAAAGGGGGUGACAGAACAGUAG
Molecule: messenger RNA, 5334 nt
Organism: Ostrinia nubilalis (European corn borer)
Lineage: Eukaryota; Metazoa; Arthropoda; Insecta; Lepidoptera; Crambidae
Exons: 2
Coding region: 1-5334 (1777 amino acids)
Biological process (GO): DNA integration
Molecular function (GO): nucleic acid binding
Source: RefSeq, a predicted model, not a curated record